Molecule: messenger RNA, 18621 nt
Organism: Solenopsis invicta (red fire ant)
Lineage: Eukaryota; Metazoa; Arthropoda; Insecta; Hymenoptera; Formicidae
Exons: 2
Coding region: 1024-3195 (723 amino acids)
Source: RefSeq, a predicted model, not a curated record
GUUUAUUUUUUAUCUUUUUUUUCAAUAAAAUUUGUUCGACGGCAGUAUUUCCAUUUUUUUUCCAUUAUUUAUACAAGCAUUUUUACGUUUAAAGCGAUAUAAAUUUGCAAUAAUUUUGCGACAUUCGUAUCCCGUUUUAUACAGAAGGAGAUUAUGAAACGUCUAGCGAAGGCAUGGUUCUUUCAAAACGAAGCGGCACGGGAAUUCACGGAGCGCGAGCGAAAGAAUCGCUUUACCUCAAGGAGAAAAGUGCUUCCUUAAGCAAACGCGCCGCGUUCAAUGGGAACUUAUCUGCGAUAAAGAGCGAAGUUAUUUCCGAUCCGCCGCACGAACUCGUGGAAAACAGGUUAACCCAGAAAACCACGUACAUUCGUGAUGGUCUUAUUCCGAUGUCUGAGAAUUUGGCACAGUCGAAAUCCCUGCCAAUCCUGAAGAGCGAAAUCCCGAGCGGCGUUUCCACGGAUUUUACAGCUGUCGAUGUCGCGCUAACGUCCACGUCGUCAUCAUCCGCGCAUAAAAGGAAAAUGUCUAUGAUUAUCAAGGAGAUGGCGCCGCUUAUCUCUCCUUAUCCUUCGACGAUCUCGUUAACGACCAGCGCGACGACCAAUUUUCGAGGUCGACAUCGCGAGACGAAACGACUCGCGUCGAGAACGAUGCUGCUGAUUCCUUGCGUAUGUUUUUAGGUGUUUACUGUCAAUGAAUCGAGUAGCUUUACCUACGUUACAAUGAAAUUUUUUUUAAAAAGUGCACAUAGUUAAAUGAAGAUUUAUUUAGCCAUUUGUGUAAUCUUCCGUUAUCAUCAUUUGAUUUUUUUCAUUAAAAAUUUCAUUAUUUGCGUAACGUCUAGAUUAACUUUAUUAGGCUAAAUAUGAUAUGAAGGGGGUGAAAGGAAUAAAUCGAUCGUCCUUCCCACGAUCACGAUAGACUUAUUCUCCGUAGGAUACAACGGUGAUUAAUGACAGAAGGUCGGAAGAGCGCGUGACGGAAGUGACACUUUACGAAACGAAAAAUAAUCGUCGGGUAAUGAAUUGGGAUCCACGACGAGACGCAAUUCCGACAUUCGUUAAUGACGAGGGUGCUGCCAAUGUGACAAACGACGAUAACGACGACGACCUUCUUGAUGUCGCUAAGAAUCCACACUCCUCCAUCAAGUCAGUCUUCUUCCCGCCGAAUUUUUCGGAUUCUGUCGCCUUACCGUACGACUCCGGCAAAUCGAAGAGACACCAACGAAGAGUGUCCACCGACGUGGAGACGUUGCUGAAAAUAGAUAACGAAUUGAGUCCGCUUCGAUUCCAAUAUAGCGAGAUCAUCGGGAAGGCUCGGGCAUUGGGUCUCGACGGUUCGGGCUUCGACCUUGACAUCUCCCGUCGUCUGAAUCGGCCAGACACGUUCGGCCAGUCCGUACUUUCGCCGAGCGCAUCUAAUUAUUUUUCUGACCGCAACCUGACGUACCUGCGACGAGCCGCGAUCAGUUCAGGUAUCGAGAAUCGAUCCGCUCUCGUCGAUAAGACCUCACCGUCUUCGACUUUCUCUGUGGUCGGUAAACCAACUCCGAGAGGCUCUCGUACCAGCUGGUUAAACGAGAAUGGUUCGAGUUGUCGGCAGGAGGCGUUAAGUUUCGCCAUUCGCGAUCCCUCUCGCACACUUGAGAACUUCGAUGGUCCUCGGUCUUUCAGUCGGGUCAGAAAUAGCGUAUCUUACUUUCCGACGACCAAUAGCCAUACGUCUCGUGGAGAAAAUGUUCUAAAUGACCGCUCUCGUAACGGAUGCGUUUCCAAUAGCAAUUUUCAAUCCUAUCGCAAGUCCAAGACCGUAAUGGAGAGAGCUACGUCUGCAUUCGUCGACCGGUUCGCUCACGAAACGAUCAAUGCGGAUCCUUUAAAAUUUUUUAACAAAACAGAAUAUAAUUCGCAUCUAUAUCUCAAUAAGACUACGGAAGAUUCGCGAAUAUCUAUCGACAAUUCUUUUGGGAUUCAAAGACUGAAAUCCUCGGUAUCCACACACAUUGUGAUCGAUAACAAUUGGCCCGCUAUGGAUAAAGGAACAGCGAACAAACGGCCAAACGAACAUUUCGAGAUUCCCUCCGGCAACCAAAAUUCGACGGAAUUUGCUAGUCGCAGUGGUGACCACAAAAGCACCUCGCCCGAAAUCGAACGUGUCGUCAAAGAUGAUCGAAUCUUCUCGCCACUUGAUUUAAAAUCGAUUGAUCCCGAUGUAAUAAAUUCUAAUCAUGGAAUACUACGGACAGGUUCUGCGUCAACUUGCGUCCCUCAGAUUCGUGUCGUCAGCGUGAAUACAGAAUUUCGCACCACCGUUGAAAAGCGUUACACCAACAGAGCCAUUAGUCCUAUUCGGCAUCCACGUUCGACGACCGUUUCGCCGACGCUGACGUCUUUGAGUAACGUCUUACUCGCCACUAAGGUGUCCAGCAUUUUGGUGCAACAAGUGCGCGCUGAUUCCUCGAGAAAAAUGGCGAAGAUCGAGCCUCCUACGAAAAUGUGCUCAAUCGACGCCAGAUGUGUUCGUAAGCGAAAUGUGUUUGUAGAUGCAACGAGCAAGCGCGAUUUUUGUGCUCAGAAAGUUGACUCUCGACUGGCUGCAGAAAAUCCGUCGAGACUUACCGAAUUUAAGAACGAUGAGGCAAAUUUAACGACAAAAUUCAGAAAAGCGCAAUGUGUUUGUUUACCGAGGACAAAAGAGACGAUCACAAUUGUUCCUAUCGUUCUCACCGACGGAACAUCGGGAUCGCCUAGAACUGCAAACGUGGAUGUCGCGGUUCCAAGACGCGCGGUUAAAACGGUCCCAAAAGUGAGCUAUCAGCCUGCACGGUUCGACGCGAGAAAAUUUCGUGGGACGUCAUCCUUAUCGAUUAGAGAUAACGAAGGAUAUCGAAGAGCUAUCACAAAUUCCUUGUGUUUGGGAACCGAAACCGAACAGCUUAUGGACGAAAGGGGCUGGAGAGCUGACAGGACUUCCGUUUCUCGUGGCAAUCGCCAUCUGUGCGCAGAAGAAGAUUAUUCUCCUUCGACGACGACAAAUGUCGCGGAAAAUCCGAAGCGACCGAUUCGAGUUACGACCUCGAAGGCGAGGGGCGUCAGAAAGACGCGAGAAGACCGCGAAUCCGGCAGACCAGAAGUCGCGAGAACACUACCCGGUAUGAGGAGCACGCCGGAAGAUUUCCUUUGUGAAACGUGACUUCGUGAUCCGCGAGGCGCACGAGUGCGCUCAAACGUGCGUUUCGAGAAAGCGGCACUUUAGCGAAAAUGCGAUAAGCUCAUCUUCAGAAUUUCCCGAAGCCGAAGCUCCUCAAGCGAAGCAAGUUCUCGGCGGAGUUAAGUACUUUCGAGAGAAACGGCAGAAAGUUUAAAUUUGACUCGGGCAACGAACUGCUCAUAGGACAGAAUUUCCGCGAUAUGAUUUAUAUAUAUAUGUGCACGUGUGCGUCUACGUAUAUGUGUGUGCGAUCGCCGUAUGAAAGUUCACGAGAUACGUGCAAGUUGAACACAUCGUAGCAUCAGGAAGGAAGCGGUCUGGGAUGGAAAAUUCUGCAAGGAUACAUAUUUAUUUUUCUGAAUUUUAUGAAGUUGCAGACUGAAAUCCGUCGCAUGUGGCGAAAUAGGAUGAUCGUUCGAAAUACAUAAAACGGGAAACGGGCACCGAAAUCAUCGUUGUCGAAAAAAGGUCUCAUAUAAGUUUGCUUAAAUAUAAGAGAAUCGAUUCGGCCAAGGUUCCCUGUUCCCUUAGGGACAGAUAAGAGGAGUUACCGAGAAGAAGAUCGACGCGGUUGAGGCAAAAUCCGUCGCAGAAAUUUUCGCUGGUAGCCUAGACGCUUUCUGCAUGCGUAUCGAGCCGUCUCUUCAUCCUUCGCGUGCUCGACUUCAAGUGCAAGACGCACUGUACAUACUGCAGUCACAAAUCCAAGCAACGAAUGAUUAGCAAAUAUAUGUUAGCGGUAAACUUACAGCGGUAAACUUACAGCAUUUUAAUAUUUGCAAUAUAUCGUUACUAUAUUUAAAACCAUCGUAUUUUUCGAAAAGGUUUUUAUUGAAGCACAAAUGUUUGAUACAAAUUUUUUUGCGAAAUAUAGAAGCAGGAAAAACAACGAUAUAGUUAAAGUUUCUUCGAAGAUGUUUUCUUAUCGGACGAUAUUUGACUGAUAUUCUCGGUUACUCAAGUGCAAGCCGCGAGAUGAUUGUGGCACAACAUUGCCGUACUAAUCGUACGUAAAUACGUUUCAGCCUCAAGUCUUUAUGCGCGGUUUGGCGCUAAAACGGAUCUGGUUAUCUCCGCGGUGUCAGUGACGCGCGACUAAGUGUGUGAUAAGUGACAGAACGUCACGAACGAAAUUGCUGCGACGUGCAUUUUGUGCUUUGGGAACUGGUUUUUUGUGCCUGUGAGAUACGUUUCAAACACAUCUUAUCGCGUGAUAUAAAACUGUUAUUACUGAUUUAAUACUACCUUUCAUAUGAUUCGUUACGUUUGUCAAUUUUAAGAAGAGAAUCGGUUAAUUAUUAAUUUAAAAAAUCGUUAAUGAACAAUCUUUUUGCUCUUUCAAAAGAAAAUAAUAAAAAGACUUUCGAUAUUCAAAAUAAAAUUUAAAAUUAAAAUUUGACACGUAAGAAUAUCGAUGCAAUGUGCACAAUUGUUUAUAUAUAUAUAUAUUUAUAAAAUACUUAAAUUAAAUAAUGAAAUUUAGCCUCACUCUUGAAAAAAUAAAGUCACAAUUGGGUGUCAAUCUAAAAAAGAAGAACAUCUUUAUUAUUGUGCGACAUACCUGCACACUUCUGGCUUGUUUGAAUAUUCUAAUUAAUCUAAUUAAUAGAAAGUUUCACCCGGCUUUUACAAGAUUAAUUUCUAGACAUACAUAUUUGAGAAAUGAGAAUAUUUUCAGGAAAACGUUGUGUCCGCCGGUAAUUAACGAAAAUGUAUAAUCUGCAAAGCUACUCGUGCAAAUUAGGUUGCAAAUGCUGGAAUACUUCCUUCUACCUCCCGCUGCUCCUUCACCUCGAUCCCUCCUACGUUCUUUUUUUAUUCAUUUCCGCACUCAGUCCAGCUUUCUAUUUAUCUCGCUCAGCGUGAAGCCACGAUCGCGUUUCAUAUUUUCUUCCUUGGCACCGACGAAAUUUCUUUUUGUAUUAUUCGAGCGUUUCACCGACGAACGAUACACGUUUGCUGUUUACCUCACGUUUUACAUGAUAAAAGAUAUUCGCCCCGAGAGUCUUGACAUUUUUUUUUAUCGAAUUGCACCGCGGAGGUUAUCAAUAAUUGUAUUUUUGAUCUGUUUUUUUUUUAUUUUUUUAUCGCAGUGUCCGUCGCUGUAAAUUUUUAAAACGUUUCCACGUUUUUCGAAACGUUAUUCUGCGUUUCCUUAUUAUCAUCAUUAUUUUAUGAACUCAUUACAUUAACAACAAUCGGAUAAUAUUAUUAAUUUGCUACAAUAAAUCUCACAAAUAAUGCAUCGUCAUUAUGUUAUCCUCGGUAUUGUCGAUUUCGCGUCCUAUAAACGCUGAACUCAAUUUACUAAUGUUACUAUCAAUCGUUGUUCCCAUCAUUUCGUAUCGUUCCCUUAUUUUUACUAACUACUUUUACUACGAUACGCAGUAAAAUAACUGUCGGUGUGUCAUGUUAUUACUCGAGGAUAGUCUCUUACUGUCUCUGCAACACAAUUUAUAGUGUUUUAUCGCUUGUACUGUCACUUAAAAUCACAAGACAAGUGUUAUUUUGACGGAUCAUUGAAACCUAGAUGCUGCAACGUUUAGCUGGCGCGAUAUCUAGCUCGGCGCACGCACGUUUUUACGAUAAUUUACGACAAUAAACGUGUCGUUGGCGGUCUUCCAAAUAGCCUGCCCUCGAACGCGUAGUUCAAUGGGAUGCCAAGAGGUCACUGCCGACGUUUUCAACCAUCUGCUACCUUUUGCAUUAAACCAACUGCGUAUUCAAUACGUUUCGCGGUCGGUUUGGUUAACAUCGAUCAAAUAAAAGCCCAAUUGAUUUUUCCUCUUUUUUUCAGAACUACGAUUAGAGGUGAACUUUUCUUUAUAAAUUAUUUUUCAUAAACAAUGAAAAAUAAUUUAUAAUUUUCUGCUUCAUAGAAAUAAUAUUUCUGAAUCAUAUUUAUUCUCUUAUGAUUUUUUUAAAAAUAUUUAAUUAAUGCUAAUCUUGCUGUCGUACUUUAUACUUUUACAUCCUCUCAUUUUUAUCAUGUAGUAAAAUAUUACGAUUUUCUCAUGUUGGAAUUCACGCCUGCAAACGUCGUAGGGUAUCCAACACCGAUAUUUAUGUCAAAAUAUUCACAUGCUUUACUAACCAAAAUGUCGUCAAAGAUAUAUGAAAUUUUCUGCGGAAAUGUCCAUUUUCUCACGCACGACCUGAUAAAGUUUCUGAUAAAGUCUCACCUCGGCAUCAUCAAAUGCAACUUGUGAUGUUGCCAGAUGUACAUUAAAUUUUUUAAAAUUUUGAAAGCGAUGUGUUGAAUAAUUUUAACGCUUUUAAAAUAAUCCUAAACUCAUACAAAUUACGCGAACGUAUUAAAAAAGAUUCCUAAGUUGUUCUUUAUUAACUUUACUAAAAUCAACAUUAUUAUCUUUAGUAGGUUAUAUAAUUAACAUAUUUCUAACAAGAAAGUAAAGGUUUUACUAUAUCUCCAUUGAAACUAGCAAAAGAAUAAAUUAAGGGGAAAAAGAAACGAUUACUGAAAAUUUCUUUCGUAAUGGAUCAAUAAUUUGUUCGUUAGUGCAAUAAAGUUGUGAAGUUUCGACAGGAACUGAAAUGAUUUUGAGAUUAUACGGAACGUAAGGCUGAUUUUUUACCUUACGCAAACUAACGAAGUUCCCUGUGAAUCUGUCGACGAAACUUUCCCAUCGACGCGAUUUGAUCGUAAAAGUCCUGUGAUUUCUCAUUUAUCUUCCAGAUAUUCAUAAGGAUAUGAAUGAAAAAGUUUUAGUCUCUUGCGUAAGAAAGUUUAGAAAAGAGAGCACAAGAUUCAGCAUUUAUUUUCGAUAUUGUGAUAAAUAACAUUUUCCGAAGUUCUAUUUACCAUGAUAAAUUGUGAAAUACGAUAAUUGAUCGAAUAUCUGGAAGGCGAAAAUAUUAUAGAGACUUAAUCAAUUUUUAUAAAAUAAUUUUGCAAACAAUAUUUAAUUUUUAGCGUGAUUUUUAUAAUCGUUCCAAAAGAGAUAUCCGGCACGUUGAAAACACGUUUGAUUCUGUUUUGCGAUUGUCAUGAAAAUAAAUGUGCAUUCCCGAGAUUUUUUGACGGCUUUAAAGCGCGACAUGUCGAUAUUGUAAUAUCCUUGGGUCUCUGAACAAGGAUCUAGACAUGCUGCUGACGUAAAUGGUGAAAUGCGAGUGACGUUGGGUUCAAUAAGAGUAACGUUGAUAUUUUACCGGUGUGUCGUAUACGUCUUCCAGCAACUUUCGGCUAACGUCGUAGGUUGUAUUGCGUGCACACAGGAUUCAGGAAGAGACAUUGCGCUCGAGUGCGUACCGCUGCAGUUGGCAGCAACUGUUUAAAGUUUGGCCGAUUUUCGUCCCUAAUUUUAUUUCAGGGUUAAAUAUCUCCUUGAAAUAGGCGCGAGAGUAAUGCGGACGCGUACGUAAAGUUCGUCGAGUUGGUUGUCAGUGCGCCUCGGAGAUCGUAUAUUCGGUAUUUACGGAACUCCAAAGCGACAGAACUAGCGCGUCGCCAGGAAAAGCGGAUUAUUUCAAAUCGUUCAGAAUACUCUCGUCGCGUGCGUCAAUUUUAGUCUCUCUCGCAAGCGUCUUUACUGACGAUCCCAAAAUAUCUCCUCGCGACCGUAGUUAAAUAACCCGUGCUUAGUUUUACAUGCACCAAAUGCGCUGCUCAUGUUCACGUUGACGGGUAUUAAUCGUCCCACGCACACAUGCACAGAGACAUUUCGACCUCUUUUCAGUCUCUUUAAUCCGCGACUGAUCGAACACUGAGGAUAAUUUGACCCGCACCGUUGCAUCGGGUAAUAAACGCGCAGUGUUAAGGCUUUCGUUUAAAUUCGAUGUUCGGAAACCGUUUAAUUACAGACAGAUCCUUUGGCUCUAUCGAGCAGACGAAUCUUCCGCUCGUUAAAAAAAAAAAAAAAACGAACUAGUCGGUUAUAUUCUUCAUCGACUAAAACCUACGAGCCGGUUACAUUGUGUUUUCCCAUUUACAAGUUCUAUUUCUGGAAUCAAAUACACGUAUAAUUGAUAUGAGAAGACAUGACAGAUUGGUUGAAUGAAAGUUUUCUCAAAAAGAUCAAUGUCGUCGGACGAACGUUUAAAUCUUUUUGCAAGUUUGCAGUAUCCGUUUGAUGAAUAACUUCGAAUUUAUAUUUCACAUUUACAGUAACAUUUAAAAUAAUUAUAAACUCAUGAAAAUUACUUUUACAUUCCGUUACAAUAAUUAAAAAGAAUUGGGAACUCUAUCUGACGAAGAACGUGGAGUGGGAUCACCGCGCAUUCUGCCUCAAGCGUGUUUCACGGGAUCUUGGUUUUCUCUUAAUCCACAUAAACCCAGCAGUGGUAUGCAACGUAUGUGGGAGUCGACCCGCAACGUCCAUGUAACGUCUGAGAGAAUAGCGAACGAUGCGCGGUGCACCAAUGAAAGGUCGAGGCAAUUAUUUUAGCUUAAUGCCACUAUAAUUUAUGAAACUUGUAGACUGGUUAAAUUCAUUGCGUUUGCGGACUCUCAAUUCCGAUAGAAGCCUAUAGCGGAGAGUGGGAUUUGAAUUAUUACGAAAUUUCGGUCGCGCAUGUGUUGAAAAUGCAUAUUAUAAGACAAACGCGGGCUACAGUACUAGAGAAAAUUUUGAAUAGUUUAAAUAAAAAUAUUUUUAUCUAAAAAAGAUGUAUCUCUAUAAAAAAAAUACUAUUUGAAGUAUAAGUAUUUUGUGUAGCAAAUAUAAAAAAAAAAUACAUUUACUCGAAAUAAGAUAUUUACAUUUUGAUAUCUGUCAUGUAUAAAAGUUUCUUCCAUUUUUAUCUAUUAUUUAUUUUCUACACAAACUGUGUUCGCUUUGGCGCUCAAAGCGCUCCUAGGCAUUAUUUGCUCUUGUUUAAUAUUGAAUAAACAAGAAGAAAAAUGAUGAAAUAAUAUUUUUUAUAGAUACAUUCUUUAAAUAAACGUUUCUACUACUAUUUUCUUUUUUAAUUAACUAUUUUCCUCAGCGCACUGGUCGCUUUCUUCGGUCUUACCUCAUUAUUAUUAGGCAUGACGACAGCUCUCGAAAGAAUAAUCCUUGAUAAUUGGCACAAUUAAUGUUAGCUCGAGCUUUUAGUUGGCAGUCUCUAUUUAAAAGUCCGAUCAACUUUUCUCACAGUUCUCCGUGCAAGGUCGCGCCGGCGUCUUCGUUGUGAAUUCAAAGCUGUCGUCGGUCUCAUUAAAACAACCGUCUCCCAAAGUGCUUUGUGCGAAAGAAGUUUAAGUACACGAUAGAAAUUGGAUCAGAAAAGUUCACAAUUAUGUAAAUUGAAUUAUUAUCAAUCCAACAGUUUUGUUUCGAUAAUUAUUAAAGUUAAUUGUUGCUCCGUAAACUAAAUCGGAAUUCAUCGAUCAAGCCAAUAUUCCAGAAGCGCGACACACGUAAUUAUCAUAUCUUCGGAUAAAACUGCGUCGCGAAACAAAUGUUACGAGCCGUCAGUGAGUUUGAUGAAGAGAGAGAAAAAAAACGUACACGCCUUUUUGCUACUGUCAUAUGAUUGAUUAAUUGCGCGAUGCAAAUAUUUGCUCGGCCGAAUGAUGUUUCAUUCGAUAACGUGGGAUUCCUCGCGCGGGAUAAAUGACUAAAAUCAUUAUCAUUUUUAUUUGAUGCUGCAAACGAUCGCAUGCCGAUCGCACGUGCGAUCAUUAUUGUCAGCGCAUAAGCGCAAGCGGAUUAAUAUGUUCGCGCGAUAUUUAAUCCUUCACGACACGUUGAAUUCACCGGCGAAUCAGUAGUAUCGAUUAUUCACGUUUGUCUGUCGAGAAUUAAUGCGUUUCUAAGGUGCGUUAAUGUCGCGUUCGAUGUAACCGUGAACGAUAAUGGAGGACCAAUGUAAAUUAGCACACUCUGGAUCUCACUCAAAACUGACUUGGGUAAUACAAUUGAUGGAAUUUGUGUUUAGAAAUUUUGCGGGUCAGAGGCGUCGAUAGAGCUCAGCCCGCAAAAUCUGGUUAAAGAAAAUUGAAUAGCGUUAGUAGAUUAAACUUUGCCGAGGGAAAUCCUCUUUCGAAAACGCAAACCGAAAGAGCGUUUGCGGCAAUAUUACUUCGAUAUGUUUAAGGGUAAAGUCACGUAUCCGCUUGCUUAUAGAAAGAGCGACCGUUUUGGAGAAACUUCCUUAAACAUCGAAAUCCCAUUACUUUGCUCCGUCUGAAAAACGUCGGAUAAUUUGGAGUAACGUGGUACUCGAGUCUAACCGAGUAGGCCUUUAGGAUUUGACGUAUCUCGAGAGGCACAAAAAAAAUUGAUAAAAUAUCGUUGUAAUACAUAUAAAAUAUACAAGAGGGACAGUCGUGAAUUAUUAACGGUGAAAUUACGCUGCAGCUGUUUUCUCACAUUUUUUUAGUUAAUAUGCAAACACUUUGAUUUACGCGGUGUAUUACAUCUGAAUCGUGUCCUAUAUAUAGAGUCGAUAAUAAAUAAUAACGUCGAUUCAUGCAAAAUUUGGAAUCGUUUCGUGCUAGAACGCGCAAGCUCGGACCACUGCGCUCUUUCUUUCUUUGUCGACCACGCAAGCUUAAAUGCACUUUUAACACUUGCCAGAUGUUAUAACCGAUGCGUACGCGUGCACGCCUGACAUCAUGUGACAAAUUAUUUCGUCUUCGCAUCGGUGCCGUAACUCGGCUCCUGGAUUAUUACCGGAUAAAUGCCUGUGUACGUUGUAGCUUCUCUCCGCGAGUGGCGAAAUCGCGGAUAACAAAACAAGCCGCGGAUCUGAAUGCAUAAAUAAUGUUUUACCAUGAAUCACGAGAGGCGGCUUAAUCGCAUUUCCAUAACUUACAAACGAUGACACGUACGAAUAUUAAGUAUCACCUCGCUUUAGACAUAUGUUUGUAAUUAAUCUAACCGUUUGCACGCGUUUGAUCGCGUUAGUCUGAUGACAAAGAAAAAAAAAAAGAAGAUUGCAUAGCACAUUGAUAAUUGAAAUUAGAAACGCGUGAAAAAAAUUAAUUAUCCGUCUUAUUUGAUGAGUAUAUUUAGCAAUUGCUAUUUAAAGAUCAUUAGUCUUCAAUCUGAGUUAUACGAUUAAUUAUAUCCGUGCAUGUGUGCUGCGGACGUUAAAAUAAAGUUGCGAUUGCUUGAUAUGGACACAGAAUCAAAUUGAUAAAAUUCAACUAAUAAUGCCGCGCUAUAAAACGUAUUAAGCGGAGAUUGCGUGACAUGACUUCGAAAUCGCUGCACACCAUGCGUGAAGUGACGCACUCGAAGGUGCGUAAUAUCGAAUAUAUAAUCGCAGAUCGUAUUUAUUCAUAAUCCUUACGACACGUAUAAAUAAUCCUUCAUUUUCUUUUUGAAAAAAUUUUUCAAGAUGUUAAUUAGAUCAAGUUAUUAAGUAAAUAAUUUAUUUUAAUUAAACUAAUCAGUAUGCUUUGUACACAACAUACGUAACGACAUUAAAAUACAUAUAUUACAUAUGUACGUAAAGAUAUUAAAAUUGAAGAACUCAAGGUAGCUUUAUCUUGACAAGUAUCUAGAAUUUAUUUUCGAUAUCACUGUUUAAUAUGCAAAUGCAUUUGCAAUUUAUUUUGUAUAAUGCGAUGCAAACGAGAUAAAUAAUAGGUGAGGUUUUUCUUGUGUGGGCGAAUGUGAGAUAUAGUAGAAUUAGUUGCGGCUACGCGAGAGACGUAAUUUGUAUUCUUACGCAAUACAACUCGUGACGUUAAUUAGCACGUCGUGUAACGUGCGCCUAUACAUUCGUUGUAACCGAAUAGCGUUACCCGGUAUAAAAGUACUUUGUUUCAUCGAUGUUACAAUGGCGCGCAAUUUGACGGGCCUCAGGAUCGUGUGAUGGAUUUAAACUUACCGCAAGUGAAUUCCUAUGUUUCCGGAAUCAAUAUUGGGGGUUUCUGUUAUUUUAAUAAUCGCAAGAAAAACGUGUUCCCCCCAUGAGCACACUUGAAGUCUUUCAAACGAGCCUCUCGCGUGCGAUUUUUCCACUGAACUGAACGAGAAAAGAAAUUUUUUCCAUUUCUUUGAACUUCUUGAAGCCCUCGCGACGAUGCCGCUCCUGCUACAAUAUUAUUUUGUAUGGUAAAAAUAUCGUUUCUACUUCAAAGGAAACGAGUAAUUGAAAUUCUUUGCAUCGAUUUUUAUUUUAAAGUACAGCAAUGAUUUUACAUCUGUUUCUAAAAUAACAAUUAGAGUCGUUUAUUAUUCAGGUAUAAAUCUUAUAGAUAACAUUGUUUUCAAUUUACAUAAUAAUUUUAAUAAUACAUAAUAAUUUAAAAUUAAUACAAUUUUAUAUUAAUACAUACAAUAUACGUAUGUGUUAAUAUUUAUUAUAAUACGUCAUUUUCUGAUUACUUUCGUAAAUUUUUUAUCUUGUAACCAUGCAUUUUUAUAUGUAUUUUUAUCUAAAUAGGUUCUUUUAAUUUCAUUAUGAUUUUGAUAAACCGUGACAGUUAAAACGAGCGCUCAGUAGUCCGGGAAUAUUCAUCGAUACAGGUGCGCGAUAUAUUUGGACUUGGCUUGAACGUGUAAAUACGAAAAUUACCGAUAAGUCACACUUGUCCCGGCAUGUUUACGAAAAAAAAAGAAUUAGUCGAGAAACAUCUUUGCGAAGAUUUCUUAUCAAUAAUUUAAAGGCGCAUGCCACUGUCCGACAUUGACAUAUGCAAAAUAUAUAAAAUUUAAAAGGAUCGCAUGAUCUUAAAGCUCCAAGAUUUGUAGGAUUUAGUGAGACUGAUCACUUUGAAAAAUCUUUUUCGACAUAAGACUAUAAAAGGUUUCUUUUAUUUUUAUUACAUUAGAAAGGAGAUACAAUUAGCAGGAGCUCAAAGUGAUGCAUAUUAUAAUCUUGUACUAUUAUUAGUACUGUUUUAAUCAUACUUGGCGUCUUAUUUAUUAAUACUAAUUCGGUUUUUGUGUUGGAAAGAAACGACCGAUCGUAAUUUUGCACGCUAUAUAAAAUAUUACGUCACGUCUCUAUUUCUGAAGUAGUUGCCUUUUUCUGCUUAUAUAAUUGUGACUCGAAGUCUUGACAAAAGUAGAUCGAAGCUAAUUUUUAAAUUCACAUGUAGUUAACGUAAGUUAAAUUUUUCCUUUACCUUCGAUUAUCGGUGCUCCAGUAUUUAAAUAUUUCGCUUUGUUAUUAGCAUUUUUAUUACCGAGUAAGGAGAACCAUUCGUCUGUUUCUGUUUCAUACUCAUACGCGUUUCUUUCUUUCGAACACCAAGAGAUGAAAUAUUAUGAGCCACACUUUCCGCAGGAUGCUCGAAAUACGUCUCGUAAUUUAAGGAUUAAGGAUCUAUUUGUCCGACAUGAUUACGCGUUAUCAAAAGGAAACUUGCCCAGUUUCGUUCUAACAUAUCCCGAAACUCUCCGAGCUCCGGCAGUAAAGUUUAUGAUUUACGCGUGCCCGUUUCGUAAAAGCCGCCUCUGAAUAGGCGUGUGUGUAAGACGUAGGAUUUUAUUCAACAGAAGAAGACGUUACUGCUAUAUAUUCUGAUGAUAUCCUGACGAUCGACGGGCAACGAGGGUGGAUAUACGCCGAAAAAUUUCUUCAAUAAUCUCUAAUCGUCUAGAUCUUAAUACGGUGAUUGAGGAAAAAACAGCUACUGUUUCGUGAUACGUUGUCGGAGGUAUCGCGCUAUCACCGACCUCGAGAACUACAUGAGGCUUAUCGGUGGACAGUAAUCGUAAAAGUCCGCACCGUGAACCGACGUCGACGUUGUUGUCGUCGUCGUCGUCGUCGUUGGGCCUCGAUCGCGAGCACCGUUAUCACAUUUUGCAAUCCGGGCCAACUUUGUCGCUUUUGAAACUCUAACGAGCUUCGUCGCGCGCGGAUAACGAGCUGUAUUAUGUAUUAGAUCAGCCGGUAGACUGUCGGCGUUUUUCUUUCUUCUCUCUUCUUGCCUCGUCCGGAAGAACGAGUUGCGCAAUUAUCGGAAAGUUAGCGCAGCUGACGAUGUGUGCUCGCGCGGGCGUCGCAAACUUCGUACACACAAUACAUUACAGCGGAAUUGAUUUUCAAAAACGUUUGACUGCGCCGAAUCUCGUUCCGCAUCUCGACCGCACAACAAUUGAGCAUCUCACAUCGAACGAGGUGACUUAUCGGGAUACCGCAGAAGCGGCUGGAAAACUAUCGUAGGCCGUCAAAUUUAUUGAAUGCCGAUUUAGUAGAAAUAGCCAGUUCUGGUCAAUGCAGGAAUAGCAAGAUAAAUCCGUUUUGAUAAAAAAAAACUAUUAUUUAAAAAUCGUCAAGAAUAAAUUGAAGUUUAUCGUUGUUGCCUAUUCAAUCACUAAUAGUGGCAGGGAUGAUUGAAUAUUUAUUUAGAAUUUAUUUUAAAUAAAACUUAUUUAAGAUAAAUCGACUUACUGAAAAUAAAAAAAAAUAUAUAUAAUAGAUUCCAGAAACAUUUAAAAUAAGAUUCGGAAUCUAUUUUAUAUUUUUUAUUUCAAGUAAGUCGAUUGAGUUUAUUAAGUUUGAUUUCAAAUAAGUUAAUCGACCGACCCCUGAAUAAUGGAUUGAAACAUCUCUUACAUCUCUUAAGUAAAACGUAACUAAUGACCAAAGUAAAAUUUUUUUCUGCAUGUAACAUGUUAAAAUACAUGUUAAAUGCAAGCAAAGUCUUAUGUAUGAGAAGUUUCCGGAAGUGUCCAAAUGCCAAUUCGUCCAUUUUAAUAAAACAGCAAUUUCAUCACACGAUCGAUUGCCAAUCAAACUGCACCAUCGUAUUCGCGCGCGAACGCACUUCGGCGAAAAAGUUUCUAUUCCCACUGGAAUUUUAGACGCCGGAAGCAUGUUUGGUAUUCCGCGAAUCCUUCCGGGUGAAUUACUGCGUCCGGGAAAAUCCAAAGAAAAGUCUACGGAAUAAUACAGCGAGAUAGAAAGCCAUAAUCCGUAAUCGCGGUCUCUCCGUGAGACGCUUUAUAUCUACUACGCUGCAGGAACGAAAGCUCAACACGCUAUUUUUGACUCUAUCUGUUAAAACCUAGUGAGAGAGACACAUUUCCCUUUUCCGAAGAAAAGAACAUUCGACUCUUCCCACAGAACAAACGUAUCGAUCGGUUAACGUUGUCGCUUCAACAUCUGGCGCGGCUGUCAAAAGUAUCUCGAUGAGAAUUACCGCAUCAUGAAAUUUUACGUUUAGCCACAGAGCCUGGUUGAAAACCCGAGAGACCGUUAGCUUUCGGUGCUGCACCUGACGAAUCGCUUCGGGUACGGGAGGGAGAUUUUCGCAGAGCGGAAGUUCACAAGCCGCCCCCUCCGGGUGAUGGUAGUGGUGGUGGUGAUGGUGAGUCCCCCGGUGUCAUGGUUCGGAAUCCCUCACGCCCGAGAACAAAUUUGAACCCGAACUCGAGCGAGAACGUCGGCGUUCGUACGUUUCCGCUGGCGACGACGGUGGUGUAGAGCGGUGUGGCGCGGGUCGACCGGACGCGCCUCCCUCGUCGCUCUUGCGCCGUAGCUCGGGGUCGCGGUGUAGGGCGAGGGUAGUUUUGCGCCCAUCUCCACUCUCUCCCUUUCUUCACCCCUGCCCGUCCGCCUCUGCCUGCUUGCCAGUCUGCCUGCCUGCCUGCCUGUGCGCCGCCAGCCGCCAGCCGCUGCCACCACCUUGUGCUCGGUUGUCGUCGUCGACGUCGCGCGUUGCCGCCACCAACGACGGAGGCGGCCGAAGUUAGCACGCGGCUCUUUGUACAAGUACGCGCUCCGACUAUGCUCGGGCUCCAUUCAUCGUCACACGGCGGCCAGCGCGGCGAACAGUCGCGUGCGUGCGUGCGAACGUGGUGCGUGCACGCGUGCGUGCGUGCGUGCAUGAGUGCGUGCGUACGUGCGUCGCAAAUCGGCUCGCGCGCGAUUCCUGCCUCUGUCUGACUCGAUCCGUCUGUCUUUAUCUCCUUUCCCUCCGUCCACCUCUGUGUGUGUGUGCUCGCACUCUCUUUCUCUUUCUCAAUCUCUCUCUCUCUCUCUCUCUCUCUCUCUCUCUCUCUCUCUCUCUCUCUCUCUCUCUCUCUCUCUUUCUCCCUCCCUAUCUUUCUCUGUCUCUCUCUCUCUUUCGCUCUCCUUCUUGUUCCUACGUCAGUCGAACGCAAAGUCAGUCGCGUUUCGUGCCGGCUGGUGUGCGCGUCGUAUCGCGCGCGGCUCGGCGCACCCGGGAGGCCACCAGCCACAACGCAACACGGACACACGAGUGAGUCCGCGUUUAAACGCCUGCGACGCGGACAGACGGCGGUUAUCCUGGUCGAAGGUUGUUGGUGACGACGCGAGUGCAUCGUCCGGAAACGACACACACACAUAUACACAUAACGGGCCGCGCUCGUCGCGCGAUGCGCGCGUCUGAUCGCGUCGCGACGCAUCAUCGUCGAUGCCUCCUCGAUCGGCACAGUGUGACAACAUGCGAUCGUAGCUGUCGUGGACGCGUGUGGCGCGUUUCGCCGAAAUUUCAACUCACCGGGACGGCCGACCUUCGCGUCUCCACCUCUUCCUCCUCCUCCUCCUUCGCUAUCCUCCGCGAGCGUUCGCUCGCCGUGCUGAUAAGCGGUGGACAGUGGCGAAACGAGGAUUCCUCGGAAGCCGUUAUCGAGGACAUCGACUGCUCACGGCUCUACGACUCCGAGUACGUCGUGAGGCAAGCGCGUCACUCGCGUGUGCUAUUUACGCGCGCCUACAAGUCCCAAAGAGUGAGAUCGCGCCGCAAAACCAUUCGGUGAACGAUCCGCUGUUUCAUGACCCACCACUGGAGUUAACCGGCCGCCAAUUGCUGACCGAGCACACCGAUUCAUCCCUCGGGAUCUGCCUCCGCAGAUCGAUAUCUUCCGGUAAAUUUCCAGCUAUCUCACUUGAGGAUACUCUACCGUCUGUCAGAAGAAAUGCAAACGUUGUUUAAAUAAAAGACAAAUAGAAGUCGUACAGUGAUAUUUAAUUAACGAUACCUGAAUUGAUACAAAGCGUCCGCAAGAAUCCGUCGUUAUUCCACAAGAACCUUAUUAGGUCGUUUGAUUUUGGAAUAUCUUGCGUCACAAUGAAAGAUAAAAUUCCACAUUGUUCAGCCACCGCGUUGAAUCGAGAGAAACCGCGAUGGUUAUUGUGCGGAUAGCAUUGCUCAUACAAAUGUGACAGAAAUCGUUGCGACGUAUCGCGAUAUCGCACAAAGUGCGACGGCGAGUUUCCACAAUUUUUUGUUGUACAGCGGCACAUAAAGUUUCGGUAGCGCGCUUUCGUGUUUCGUCAUUUGAAUUUCAAAUAUUCCACCGGCGUUGAGAUACGGUCAUGCCACAGUAGCGAGUUUUCUUCUCGCAACGGUAUUUCCCUUCAUCUUGGCUUUUCCCUUCUUGAUUACAUUGACUCUUUCAGAUUGGAUGUCGAGUUUAAUGCUUUCCAUCUCGUAUAUCAUAUUUUUUUUUCGAAACGGCUUAGAUCCAAAUCGACAAUUCCAAAGCGACGCGUUUUUCGAAAUUUCCACGUCUCUCGGACUCGCUCUUCGUUCGUUAAAACACGCAGCGUGUUAUUUUUGCACAAACGACAGAUUAAUAGGUGCGUGUCGGGUCGCGUUGCGUUGCAGAGCGUAUUAAUAAAGCUCUCUCGUCGCGCCCCACGCGCGAAAUUAGCCGCGCGAUAAUCAUUACAUACGCCAGCACUACGCAAUUCACGACGACCGAAGCUAUCGCGUGCGCGAACCGAGCUCUCCAAAAUGAUUCUCUUUGAGAAUCUAAUGAGUGACCCCGCGGGCGCUUUGUCGCGUUGACGCGCGAGAGCGCAGCUCAUCUGCGCUGUGUGGUGCAUUGCUUACCGCAACGCGUUUCACCGUUGUUCAAUGGGCGCGCGAGCGAGUUUUCGAGCUUUGAAAGGCACCGCGUUUACGGGCGUAACAAAAGGCUCCUCGCGUCACCGACUGUGAUUUCAUUCAACAGCUCGCCAUAAUUGCUCGAAAUGUCUGAUAAAAGCAACACGGCAUCGAUCGGCAUAUCGAUGACGGGCGUGCGGUGGCAAAGCGCCACCACACGCCCGGAAAGAAUUGCCUCUCUCUCUCUCUCUCUCAAACACUUGUCAUUCAUUCGUAAUCGUGGAACAGGCACGUUCCGUCUGGUUCGUACGACGAACUAUACGAUCGUAUAUUAGCGAAGUCGAGUUGUUAACAGGAAUGAAAGAUGACAUAUUUACGAUCCUUGUGUGCAUAGGCCUUCGUGCCUGCAUUCUUGGUCAACGAAGUCCUUCAAUCCGCACGUGUAAUUGGAUUACGUAACGUUUCCCAAGGUUGACUUUGACGUUUUAUCACUAACGAAAAGAAAAAAUAGUUAACGAAGAAAAUCUAUCUUAGUGAUAUAUAUCAAUGAAUGAGGCUAAUAGUUAGAUCUUUGACACCGCUUGACGGCUUCGUUAAGAAAUCAUUUAACUCGGCUGCGAUUAUCGUUGAGCCUUUGAAAGUGUGACGAAAGUUGUCAAUUCGCAGUCGCGAGAACGUCCCUUCCACACCAACGUCCCCUC